Colletotrichum lupini is the source of this 1308-nucleotide messenger RNA. RefSeq lists its product as uncharacterized. The record is from RefSeq and is a predicted model, not a curated record. Bases 1 to 1308 code for a protein of 435 amino acids. The transcript is spliced from 9 exons. NCBI's taxonomy places the organism in Eukaryota, Fungi, Ascomycota, Sordariomycetes, Glomerellales, Glomerellaceae.
AUGGCAGGCGGAAGUGGACGCGUCAAUGGUUGGUGGCUGUCAUCGCCCGGGUUCGCUGACGGAACUCUGCUCUAUUCGUCUGAUGAUCGAGAUGAACCCAUCCAUCCAGGGAAACCUUUCAGCAAGACGGAAAUUUCCAGCCCGAAGUGGGAUCCGUCAGGCAAGCCCAAUCUACACUACAUGGGGCCCGAUUCACCGAGGCUAGGAGCUAAGGCAUCUCCAUGGACAUUCUACUCCACGGUCUCCGCGACUCCGCAUCCCCCCUGUCCUCUCCAGCUUUUGGUCAAGGUUCCGUACUUACGCAGUAAUAUCUCUCCAUCUACCUCACACCUCACUAAGCACACCAAGGUAACUGAGGGCAAUGAACAGUACCAACACCUACUGCUUGUUAGGGAGUUCUCUCGAGCCUUGGUCGUCAGAUCACCCAGCCAGCUCAGCGCAUUUGUUCUGCCAGACUAUUCACAAACGAAUGGGCAAGUUCCCUUCUUCUCCCCCGCCUACAUCCUCUAUUCUCAUAAGAAGCGUAGAAAACUGAAGCGACUUACUGCCUUCCUUGCCUCAACCUUCCCUCCCGUACCGGGCAUACUAACCCCCAGCCGUGGAAGGUACAUCUUACGGAAAAGGCUCCUGCCUUCCAUGAAUAUAAUUGGGUUGUCUGCGGCUUUUGUCGCCCGCGUGCUUGCCUGCCUGGAGAAAGAGCCCAGCCUGCCUUACGGUCCAUCCCUUUCAUUACCUUACCUUACUUCACCUAGUUUACGGCCAUUCCCUGACCAUGCGCCGUUGUUGCUAAAUACUCCCGAUCUGCAUCCUGCUUUCCUAGCAAACUCGAGGCUUCCAUCUCAUUGCUUUCUGUUCAUCCAGCCCGGUCCGCCUUUCACUCAGCUCGCGCCAUCGAAAUACCCAUUCGGCUACCUCUCAAGGUCGAGCCUGCAUAAAUUCUUCGUCCCGCUUGCAGAACCCUACCCAACCUCCGUUGCUGGGGAUCUUCCAAAAGGAAAAAAAAAGACGCCCAACGUCGACGACCAUUCUCCCCUCUCCGAGCACCGUCCUGCUUCGGCCCGCACGCAGUCAGCCCUCGCAGGUUGCUUGACGGGGAUUGCCAGACAGAUCUGGAGUUGUGCCGCCUGCAACAAUCUGGGUUCUCACGCGCCCUUCAUCCUUCCUCUCACCUUCCCCUUGUCGACAUAUCUUUCUUCAUUGGGGAAUCUAUCUACCAUCUACUCAUCUACCCGCUACCCAUCCACCCGCAAACGCGACCACCUGAGCAAUCUUACCUUGCACACCUUACCUUACCCUGAGGCCGACUAA